UCUCAAAUUGUUUGAGGUUAAGUAGAAAUUUCUUAUCAAGGUGUAAGUUCUUAAAGGUCUUCUAAAAUGGCAUUGGAUCUUUUUCGUCCCCUAAGAAACUUAUAUAAAAUCGUCAAACAAAAUGGAGGAGUUACAGGAUCAUUAUACAAACUUUUCAGACAAGACGAACUCAAAUGGGGUGAACUAGUUGGUGAGGACAAGUUUGGAAAUAAGUACUACAAGAACGACUAUUACUUCUAUGGUCGUAAUCGAUGGGUGGAGUACAACGAUAAAGUAUGGUUGGACUACGAUGGAAGUCAAGUUUGUCCUGAGUGGUAUGGAUGGCUCCACUACAAAACAGAUUAUCUUCCUCAUGAGGAUCCUGGCAGACCCGUUUACCCAUGGAUGCAGGAUCAUACACAGAACUUAUCUGGAACCAGACAGCAGUAUAUUCCCUACACAACAACUAAGCCAAAAAUCGAGGCUUGGGUCCCACCAAGCAAGAAGUAGAAGGACUGCAGCCUUUCUUUCGCUCGCUUGUUACUGUAAAUAUGUUGUUUCUCUUCUUAGAAAUUCUUCGCAAUUCUGUGGAUGUAAUUAAAAAAUAAAUGUGUCCUUAGUUGUUAACAAG
Molecule: messenger RNA, 610 nt
Organism: Bemisia tabaci
Lineage: Eukaryota; Metazoa; Arthropoda; Insecta; Hemiptera; Aleyrodidae
Gene: ND-B17.2
Product: NADH dehydrogenase (ubiquinone) B17.2 subunit
Biological process (GO): response to oxidative stress
Cellular component (GO): respiratory chain complex I; membrane
Source: RefSeq, a predicted model, not a curated record